AUGGCCGGUUCAUCUUUCUUCCAGUACUAUCUUUUGCCUGCCCUCAUUCUUCUUCCAUUCUGCGCUUACAAAGCAACUCCUUGUCUUCCUCUUUCCGCUUCCACUCCCGAGAGCAACCGAAACAUUGCGUACAUAAAAAAAUCAUGCAACGACACAAUAUAUCCUUUACUGUGCAAUCAAAUCCUCUUGGUCAGGGCAGACGAAAUCCAUUGUAGCCCUAAGAUGUUAGCAAAAAUCUCCAUCUCCAUCGCACAUGCGGCUUCAAUUAAUGUCUCAAAAGUCGUAAGUGCCUUCCAAGGAAGAAACAACUUGACGAAGGAAGAGGCCCAAGCAAUCGAAGUGUGCGUGGAAGAAGUAAGAGACUCGGUGGAUGAGCUACAGAAAUCUAUAGACAGUAUGGGGAUUGAGGUCGGAGAUCCCAACUUUAAGACGCAAAUGGAAGGUAUUUUGUCGUGGGUGAGUGCGGUAUUGACGGACGGCGAGACCUGCACUGAUGCCUUUGAGGAGAAAGGCGCAAAUAGGGAUGUCUCGACUACAGUCGUCCCCCAGGUUGACUACUUGAAGCAAUUGGCGAGCAUUGCAUUGGUAUUUGUUCGAAAAUAUGCCUCCGCAAAUUCCCACGCCCACGCCAAUUAA
Molecule: messenger RNA, 636 nt
Organism: Malania oleifera
Lineage: Eukaryota; Viridiplantae; Streptophyta; Magnoliopsida; Santalales; Ximeniaceae
Product: 21 kDa protein-like
Exons: 1
Coding region: 1-636 (211 amino acids)
Biological process (GO): negative regulation of catalytic activity
Molecular function (GO): enzyme inhibitor activity
Source: RefSeq, a predicted model, not a curated record